Messenger RNA from Botrytis sinoallii, 1119 nucleotides. RefSeq lists its product as uncharacterized. The record is from RefSeq and is a predicted model, not a curated record. The transcript is spliced from 5 exons. The coding region runs from base 1 to 1119 and encodes 372 amino acids. NCBI's taxonomy places the organism in Eukaryota, Fungi, Ascomycota, Leotiomycetes, Helotiales, Sclerotiniaceae.
AUGAAAGAAGGAGUCAUUCGUAGGCUAAAGGUAGCGUUCAACACAAAGGGGAGUACCGUGGAUGAAACAAACGAACAACCCAACACUACCGAGCUUCCUACAAUCAUAGAUGUAUUCGAGCCAUGUACAGCACAGCCUACUACGAGUACUACCCCAGUUCUCAAUGAACCAUGGGUGACCAACGAAGCUCGUGAUGUCGAUUCUGAACCACUCUCUGGGCAUAAAAAUCACCAUGCCAAGGAGACGACCGUGCCAGUCACCAGUCCUAUCUUAGAUAACUCGAAGGAAACAGAAUUAAAGAUAGCUCGCAAAGAGUUAAUAGAAGCGGACAGGAUUAUCCAGAGACAGGACACCAAAAUUGCCCAGCUACAAUAUGGCAAAAGAACAUGCGACAUCUCUCCAGACAAAAAAUGUGGAGAUCGCCAAUCUUCAGACAUCUUCCUCGCAGAUGUUGCGACUCUUGAUAAAAAACACGAGCCACUAAUCGAAGUUGCAGUUCAGAUACUUGGCCGUAAGAGAGAGCUUUCCAAACCUGGCAAUCUGAGAAACUCACCCCUGAUUGAGGAAGGUAAUUCUGCUGCUCAUGGUGGAAGAUGCUUAGCAGACUUGCAAAGAAUGGAAAUCAAGCCUAUGGAUGGCGACUCAGACUGGUUUGAAAAGGGGUAUGGCGUAACAGACAAAGGUGCUCAGAGGUUCAAGGGGAGUUCUGCGUUUCGAAAACUCAUUAAUAUGCGAUUCGACUUGCGAAAUCUCGAAUACAUCGAUCAGCAGAUUAUCAGCGAGUUUGAGACUACGUUCCAGAAAAUAAAGACGCAGAUCAACGAAAGUCUACCCGCGGAAGGCCAAACUGAUAAAGAUGAUGCAUAUAUCAUGGAGGCGCUGCUGUUGAAAGACCCAGUUGUUAAGGCAUUAUUUCAGGAAGUUUGUAGCAAUUGGGUCGCAGCAAUUGAUAAAGAUCAGACCACUCGCAAGGAGAUCAGGAAGGAUCCCAAAACGAUGUCUUUCGGACGAAGAUCUAACUUCUCUGGAAGAACAAAUCGUUCUAGAUGGAAACAAGGUAGCAGUAUCAUGGGAACUAUCAGUGAGGGCGUGAAGAGUGCAAUAGAGAAGAUUCUCUAG